This is a messenger RNA of Ictidomys tridecemlineatus (thirteen-lined ground squirrel), 2412 nucleotides long. The record is from RefSeq and is a predicted model, not a curated record. NCBI's taxonomy places the organism in Eukaryota, Metazoa, Chordata, Mammalia, Rodentia, Sciuridae.
GCUGGUGGAGAGGAGCGACGCGGCGCCGCCCCGCGCGAAGCGCAAAUAGGGGGGGUUGUGUUCCGGCGGCCGCCACGCCCACCCCCUCGGGUCUUGGCUCUCGCCGCCGCGCGGGUGGACGCUGCGGGCGGAAAAGGCGGGCUCGCAGGGGGAGGUGCGACUGGAGCUUCUGGGAGAGCGGACCCUGUCGGAGGUGGCCGGAGCGUUCGCCUGUUCACAGCCAGGACGGAAUAGACUCAAACUCCAACCAGACUGGCGGUCAGGUCUCCUCGGCCCGACGGAGCGGUGGAGAGAAAGCAUGGGAUCCGGCAGAAGCAGCCGCAGAACUAGCCGCCGCCUCUGCUAGGGGAGCUCGGGAAGAGGAUGCGUGAUCUUCCACCCAGAAUGGAAGUGUGCCCUUAUUGUAAGAAGCCAUUUAAGCGAUUAAAAUCUCACUUGCCAUACUGUAAGAUGAGAGAACCAACCAUAUCUGCUGAUCAGAAAGUUUAUCCAUCCAAGCCAGCUACUCUUCCACGUGCUAAAAAAAUGAAGGGACCAACCAAGGACUUAAUUCAAACUAAAGGGAGAGAGUUAGAGACAGAGAGUGAGGAAAGAAAUACCAAACUGACAAGGGACAAAUCAGAACAGUUGUUGCUCUCUUCGCUAUUAGCUGUUGGCCCAGAAAAAGCAAAUACUGCAAAGGAUCAAAGCCAUCUGUCCUUGACAGUGCCAAAGCACACUGAACCAAAGACAGCUUCCCAAGGUGAAACUAAGGCUCGGCUUGAUGCAUCAGAUAACACUUCUGCUGAAAGAGAACUUGCCCAAGAUCGGCUUGAAUCAGAGAGAAGUAGAUGUGAUCCUUCAGAAAUGGAAGCAGCUUUACUGGUUGGCCCAGUGGAACUUUCUUUGUCAAAUCAAGAUAGAAAAUACUCCUCAGCCCUGCCUGAUGAGGUACGAGCCACUUCUGUUAAUCUGAAAUCAGACACAAUUGAUCCCCAAGGACAAGGGCUUCCAGUUAAAUUAAUAGAUGUAUCCAUGGCUGAUAAUCAUUGUUCUCCAAGGAAUCUGAGCAAAGGAGUUCAAAGGUUAAGAGUAUCCAUGUGGAGCAAAGAAAGACAUUCCAGAGAAAGAGGCUGCCUCCCAGGAGCCUCUGCUGACGCUGGUGACACUGAGACUCUGGAAAAGAAGUCAGCAUCACCCACUGUGGGCCUUCAUGUUAGCCCAUUAGGUGAAAUCCAAGUCAAGGAGAACCAAGGAAAAGGACUUGGCCUUGGAGUAGAAGCCUGUGGGAGCAAAGGGAAUGCAGAGGGAAGUGGGUCUGCCACAGAAGUGCAGGAGCAGGCCUCCGUGAGCCAUGGCUCUGAGCACUUUAACACUGGCGCUUCAGCCUCAGAGGGGAAGUUGGAAGAUGCAGGUCCAUUUCCAAUUCUGUUCACUCCACAGGAGGUAGCUUACAGUGAGUUUCUUUCUGCAUCAAAGUCAGAUAAUCAAAGUCUUGUUUCUCUGGCUAUAAAAUCUCUUCAAGAAGAGAAAGCACAAUUCUGCAAUCAUCAGCAGGUUCCUGGUGUAAAGUUAUUAGCUGAGAUUGAGGCACGAAUUCUGGAGCCCAGAUCUGGCUGUGGGCCCCCAGCAUUGUACACUGGGUUCCCGCAGUCUCUGCAUGCAGCUCAGCAUCCAUUUUCUAAAAGCUCCUUAAUCAGUUAUUUUGGUACUGCUGAAAGAAAGAGGCCUCCUAGCUCUGUGGGGUUGGAGUGGUUUCCAGAGCUCUAUCCUGGUUAUCUUGGACUAGGGGUAUUGCCGGGGAAGCCUCAGUAUUGGAACUCAGUGGCCCAGAAGCCCCAGCUCUCCAGUCCUCAGGGAGAAAGUGUCUCACAAGUUCCUUUGUUGGGAAGAAGUUCGACUGGUUUAAGGAGUUUGGAGCCCCCGGCCAGGCUUACCACCUCCAGCUUUCCUCUGAGGAGGCUCUUGGGAGCUGUGCACAAAGGCUGGAUCAGGUGCAACACCACGGUGAAGAAGAGUGGGAUUGGUGGCAUGACUAUGCUCUUCACGGGGUACUUCAUCCUCUGCUGUAGCUGGAGCUUCCAGCAUCUGAAGCUGCAGCGCUGGCGUAAGUAACCUUCACUGGACACCACUGAAGCCAGAGUCUGGAGCCUCAGGAGCCGGGCGAUGCCUACGCAGCAGGAGGGGGAGUCGGAGAAUAAAGUCACUGGAAUCUAAAACAGUCGUGGAAAGCACAUUUUAUUAAGGUAGAUGAUCUGGUUCUGUCUGAGGUUUCUUUGGCUUGCUUUCAAAAGUGACUGAAUUACUUAAAAGACCAUUUUUUGUUUAAUCAUGAAAUUGUUAUUUAAAAUGAUGUGAAGAUGAAAAAGUGGGUCAUUUAAAUUAAGACGCUACUUCUCAGUUCUCAUUAAAAAGCAGUAUCUCCACUUUAAA